GGUUCGGGCUCGUCUUCGAACUCCAGCAAGAAUCUCAGCCAUGUCCCCUGUAAAUUCUACAAACAAGGUAUCUGCCAGGCUGGAAACUCCUGUCCCUUCUCCCAUAACCUCGACGGUACUCUAGCAGCAGACAAGUUGCCUUGCAAAUACUUCCAGAAGGGCAAUUGCAAAUUCGGUCUUAAAUGUGCUUUGGCCCAUUUUCUCCCAGAC
Molecule: messenger RNA, 210 nt
Organism: Scheffersomyces stipitis CBS 6054
Lineage: Eukaryota; Fungi; Ascomycota; Pichiomycetes; Serinales; Debaryomycetaceae
Exons: 1
Biological process (GO): protein polyubiquitination
Molecular function (GO): metal ion binding; ubiquitin protein ligase activity
Source: RefSeq, a predicted model, not a curated record